AUGGUUAGUCCAACAAAUACCCAACCUGAGGCAGAAACCACCAUUUCGAAUGGAGCUCUGGUAAAACCUUCUAAUGCUACUGUUAAACGCGGGUCCUCUCUCCCCGAUCAGCCCCCGCUGAAAAGUGUUAACACAUCGAUAAAAAAUUCGGGAAAUGUGGUUAUGAAAAACUCAGAAAUGAAGCAAUCGACGAAUGUUGCUAUUGUUACCAUGACCGAUACCAUUAUCGAGGCUGACACUAAUGAUGAAACAAACGAUAACAAGUAUGAACAGGUAUCAUUGUCGGCUGAAUCUCAACCAUCGACAAAGUUACCGAUACCUGCUCCGAUUCCUCCUGUCAACUAUUGGGAAAUGAGAAAGCAGCAGAAUGCUAAAAGGGUACCUAAAGAUCAAAGUAGUUGGCCUGCACCGGCUGAAGUUUUGAUAAAGGAUAAGGAAAAGGAGGCAAAUGAAAAUUCAGAGAGAAAACAAUCUGAGAAAUGGAUUCCGUACGUGCUACCAAUUACUCAUUCUACACCACCGCCAAAUCACGGACAAAAGCAUCGCCGGCGCAGUGAGGAUUCAGUCCCUCAUACCGGAACUAGAGAACGUCGAACAAAUGUCGAAAAGCCAUUCAAUAGUAAUGCUGAAUCUGCUGAAACAUCAACAAUGACUGCAACAGCAUCACCGUCAGGAUCAUCGUUACAGCAAAAUGGCAACUCGAAUCCAAGACGACGUGCUAGCGUGCCACCACCAAAUGGACGUGAACAAUAUAGUCGUCGAUAUUCUCAAUCUGCCGCUGAUAAUGGACAGCUAGGACAUCACAUGAAUAAUGGAUCAUUUCGGGGUGGACGAAGAGGAGGGGGUAGAAGCCGACCAUUUAAUGGAACUCGUGCUCCACCACGAUCAACGACAUAUUCUUAUUCUGCCGGCUUUCCACAACAAUAUGGAAACUUAUUUACGGCAAAGAUGCCUCCAUAUCUUUAUGACAUAGAGAUUUUGAAGUAUUACAUACUCCAACAAGUCGAAUACUAUUUCAGUAUCGAGAAUUUAUGUAAAGAUUUAUUUCUACGAAGUAAUAUGGACGUGUAUGGCUUCGUUGAUAUAUCAUUGUUAGCUAAUUUCAAUCGAGUCAAACUCUUGACCUUAGAUGAAAACCUUGUUCGUGAGGCUCUCCUCCAUAGUUAUGUUGUUGAGGUUAGCGGCGACAAGGCUAGAAAACGCGAAGGUUGGGAAAUGUGGAUAUUACCGAACCAAAGCCAACAAAAUAGAAACGAAGAUACUCUGGCCGAAUCGACAUAUAAUUAUGACUCGUCAAUUAUAGAAGAAUACGAUAAUGAAUUAAAUGAAUCAUCAAAUUCAACAAGUACAAUCACCACGACGUCAACCUAUACUCAUAAUAUUACUCUCGAGAAUUUUGAACCAUUGACCGCGACAGCAUCACGAUGA
Messenger RNA from Ambispora gerdemannii, 1428 nucleotides. The record is from the annotation of a GenBank genome assembly. NCBI's taxonomy places the organism in Eukaryota, Fungi, Glomeromycota, Glomeromycetes, Archaeosporales, Ambisporaceae.